AUGGGUAAAACAUCAGUAUCAAAAGAAAUCAAAGAAAGAAUUAUCACCUUGCACCUUGCUGGUAAUUCUACAAGAAAAGUUCAGUUGAUUCUCAAGAACGUAUCACAGUCAUGUGUCACUAAAACAAUAGCUAAGUGGAAAAAAACAGGUAGCACAUUAGAUAAAAUCAGAUCCGGAAGACCCAGAAAAACAACUACCACUGAUGAUAAUAGUAUAUACAGAAUUGCCAGAAAAAAUCCUAAGUAUAGUGCCAAACAAAUUGCUCAAGAAAUAAAUCUAGCUCUUAAAAAUGACAUGUCAAGGCAGACAGUAAAUAGAAGAUUAAUUGAUCGUAAACUAUGCUCGUAUACUGCUGCUAGAAACCAAUGCUUAAAAGAUCAGAUCGACUCAAACGGCUACAAUUUUGCAAGAAAAUUCUUAAGAUGA
This is a messenger RNA of Hydra vulgaris (swiftwater hydra), 426 nucleotides long. RefSeq lists its product as uncharacterized. The record is from RefSeq and is a predicted model, not a curated record. Gene Ontology annotation, biological process: DNA integration; DNA transposition. Gene Ontology annotation, molecular function: DNA binding. NCBI's taxonomy places the organism in Eukaryota, Metazoa, Cnidaria, Hydrozoa, Anthoathecata, Hydridae.